Molecule: messenger RNA, 1075 nt
Organism: Paramecium pentaurelia
Lineage: Eukaryota; Ciliophora; Oligohymenophorea; Peniculida; Parameciidae
Source: the annotation of a GenBank genome assembly
AUGAUCUUAUAGUAUUCUUUGGAUAUUUUGAUAGGUGAACCACCAAAAAUUGAAAAAAUACGGGACAUGUUUCUUGUAUGCUUUGGUUAGAUUUUGAUUUAUUUAAAAUUGAUAAGAGAAAGUUUAAUUAUUUGUUAGUAUUUGUAAAAUCAAAAAAAAUGGAGCUUUUAUUUUGUUGCCAAAUCAAAAUGUGGUAUGGCAUUUCAUCUUGAAUGUGCAAGGAGAUCUUAAUUUUAAAUGGAAUCUGAUGAAAUCUAUUGUUUUAAACAUUUACCACUUAAAAUUAAAAGAACUUUUGAAAACUAACACUAUUUAUGGAAAGAGGAAAUUUACAAUUGUUUUUCAAAUAAUAUGAAAAAUUAGAAUAAUUCUUGAUUAAUAAACCUAAAAAUUAUGAUUUAGAAUUAAAAAAAUUGGAAAUUAAAGUAUUAUAAGAAGAAAUAUAAGCAGAUAUUAAAUUAGAAAAUGAAUAACUUUUUUAAUAAAUUACAAAUAUCAUGGAAUAAGAUGAAAAAUUCAUAAUUUGUUUAGAAAACAAUUAAGUUACUAAUAUUUAAUAUCCUUAUAAAAGAUUAUCUAUUUAUGAUUUAGAAGAAACAGAUAGAAUAUGGUAGCAAUUAACUAAUUAGAAAUACAAUUCAGAAUAAAUCUAUAUUAUUUAUUAAAGAGCCAUUAGGAUGAAAAAGAAAAAGAAUUUAUAGAAUAAAAUAUCUCAAUUAUAAAUAAAUAAUAUAUAAGUAUUACCAAAAAGAAAAAGACAUUUAAAAUAUUUAAGACCUAUAAUAUUUAAACAUCAUAGAAAAUAAUAAAAGUUAAAUAAUAACAUUUCAUUAAAAUUAAAAAUUCCAAAAGAAGCCAUUAAUUUAUAAUAUUGUAUAUGUAAAUAAUAUAAUGACAAUUAAGAAAUAAUAUUUAUAUAUAAUUGAUUAUAUUAGAAUGUGAAAUAUGUUCAGAAUGGUAUCAUUUAAGUUGUUUGGUAUUUCUAGAAAGCAUUGAGGAGGCAUAAAAACUGUUAUUAUAUUGUUUUAAAUGUGAAUAGAAACUUACUAAAGAAUAAAGUAAAUAUAUAAGGUGA